AUGAUAGCAUAUCAGCUACACAGCAUAAUGUUUCCAGCGAAUGAUGACUUUAGGCAUUUGUGGAUGUUGUUCGCCGAGAACAAUGGUGUGAAUGUUCAACUGUUAAAUCCUACCUCCGCUCAGUGUUCAAGGCAUUUUGUCCCUGGUGUAGACUACAAAGUAGGCACUUCACGUCGUCGUCAUUUGCUUAACACAGCAGUGCCGUCUUUGGUAGUACAAAAUCAGCACCAGAUGAUUGCAGCGCCAGAUGGCGAACAAGACAUAGACGUGGAAAUUGUUGAAGUACAAAUCGAUAAUGUCAUGACGGACGUAGACGAAGAACCGUUGGCACAAGUCUUAGAGGACAUUGAGGUUGUAGAUAUGCUGCCAGCUGACGUUGCAGCAGUAUAUGAAUUCAUGGAUGUAUUCGACUUUUACCAUCAGACGUCGACGUUCAUACCGAUUCCCCUGGCUGCUCCCAGAGCACAUGUGCCCGUUAGAGACCGUCCGGCUGGCGUUCGACACCAACUUCCCGAACAGCACGACAUAGGACCAUUGGAUGCCGCCUGUGCUCACUGUUAUGGCCGUCAUUUCCGGUGUGAGAAGAUUGGAAAUACUCAUUUUUCAACGUGUUGCAAUAAUGGUCAAACGGCUAUUACGGGUGACCGCGUGUUGGGUCAACCUCCAGAGUUAUUAAUUCGUUUGUUAAUAGAUGAUUCACAGGUAGCCAGACACUUUAGAAAAGAAAUCAGACGAUACAACAACACUUUGGCGUUUGCUGCGUUUUCCACUGACCUCAACCCAAGAUGUUUGCCAGGUCGGGGUCCAAAAGUGUUUACUGUUCACGGGCAGGUGUAUCGUAGGAUUUCUAACGAUGUCGUUAGAAAUGAAAUGAUUCAACCGAGUUACUGUGAGUUGUAUUUCAUUGAAUCCGGGGAAGCCAAUCGGAUUCUAAUGGCACAACAGCCACGCCAACGUCCAUUAUUGGAGAACUUGAUUACAGAGUUAGACAGUCUGUUACGGCAAAUCAAUCCGUUUGCAGUGGCUUUUCAGACCAUGCAACAGGUAUGGCAGAGGGAACAAGAAGCUGCUGCUGCUGAUCCCACGGUGCGACCGAGAAGAGUGACAAUGCACAUCAUCGCCAACCCAAAUAAUGACCCUCGGCGAUACAAUCCACCAACUGGUAAUGCGAAUGAAGUAGCAGUCGUAUUCGUUGGUGAUGACGGGCUACCACCGAGGAACCUCGAUCUGGUCAUCUAUGACACGAACCCGGUGGACGCACAACACCGGAUGCAAAGCAUAUCAGUGGGCUCGCCUCAUGCGGAUCCCAUGCUGUAUACACUGUUCUUUCCAUACGGAGAAUCCGGUUGGCAGUACAACCUGCGACAAGAGGGUAACCGCCGCAACGCUGUUCGCGUUCGGAACACCAUCAGGGAGUUUGUGUGUUACCGUCUGGCCAUUCGAUAUACGGGAAACAAUGGACACGGGAAAGACGGCCAAACGUUUAGUUUAUUACAUGCUGGUGGUUUUUUAUUACAGCAAUACGUGUGUGAUCAGUACGUUCGGAUGGAAGCGAACAAUUUGCGCUACACCAGACUCAAUCAGAAAGCGCUGUUCGCCGAAGCGUAUCAGGGGCUUGUGGACCAAAUAAACCAACAGCAUUAUGUCGAUGAAAUCAAUCCCGUUGGUCGCAGGAUGACUUUGCCUUCGAAUUUUGUAGGUGGCCCCCGUUACAUGAAACAAUGUUACCAUGACGCGAUGGCCAUUGUGCGUAAGUACGGUAAACCUGACCUGUUCAUAACUUUUACAUGUAACCCUAAGUGGCCAGAAAUCGUAGACAACAUUCCGCAUUGCUUGAAAGCUAACGACAUGCCCGACCUGGUGGCGAGGGUGUUCCACACAAAACUAAAGCAGCUGAUGCGUGAUAUAACAACUGAUAAGGUAUUUGGUAACGUAGAAGCUUACGUAUAUACUAUUGAAUUUCAGAAACGCGGUCUUCCGCACGCACACAUACUCAUCAUCUUGCACGAGGACAGUAAGUUGCUCACUGCCGAGGACGUUGACGAUGUUGUAUGCGCCUGUUUGCCCGACCCUGAAACCGACAGACGCCUAUUCAACAGUGUGACAUCACACAUAAUACACGGACCUUGUGGACAGCUAAACCGUAACAGUCCGUGUAUGGUGGACAACACUUGCUCUAAAAACUAUCCAAAAGAGUACAGCGAAGAGACUUUGUACAUAUCUGACGGCGGUUACCCCAACAUACCGCAGACCUAA
This is a messenger RNA of Melanaphis sacchari, 2256 nucleotides long. RefSeq lists its product as uncharacterized. The coding region runs from base 1 to 2256 and encodes 751 amino acids. The record is from RefSeq and is a predicted model, not a curated record. NCBI's taxonomy places the organism in Eukaryota, Metazoa, Arthropoda, Insecta, Hemiptera, Aphididae. The transcript is spliced from 5 exons.